AUUUCCCCAUUUUCUCACUCUAAACUUUCCCAUUUUCUAUUCUCUCUCUCUCUCUCUCUAUUUCUCUCUCUAGAAUUAUGGACUCUUCAAUUGCCAAUGUUCAGCAUGUUCCUAGAAAGUCCUCCGACGAGCUUUUGAGGAAAUUUGCCGAGGUGGGGUCGGAGUCCGACGGCGGAAGGAGGCUGUCGACGGUGGUGAAGAGGCGGAGGAAGAGGGUUAAUGAGGAGUGCGAGAGCCCCUCCUCCGGCGGCGGAGUGGUGGAGCGGAAAUGGCUGAUUUCGCCGGUGGGGAGGAAGUCGGUUGUGUUGAAGAAAGUUGGGAUUGGAAAUGGAAGGUCUCAGCAGCUGAGGAUUAGAGAUUUUAGAAACAAAUCUAUUCUUGGAGCAAUUCAAAAGACUUGGCGAAGAACAGUGGAAGGAGCAUCAAAGGUUUUAUUAGAGAAACAUUACAACACUCACAGACGUUUGAUAAGUGACAUUGUCUGAUUUUCUUUUUCUUUUUCUUUUUUUUUUCUCUUUCUUUACUGGCCAUUAUUAAAUUAUUAGAUGUGGCUGAAAUCUCCAUUUUACCCUCCUUAUUAUCUUUAACUUGAUGCUAUUUUUCAAAAAAUUAUUUAUCAUUUUUUUUUUCCAGUUUAGGAAGCUUAUUGUGUGCUUCAUGGAAAAAUAAAGUAACUCAAAGCUAUGUUUAUAUAUUGAUGUAUUAAAUUUAAUUUGAAAACUGUCUAAUAAAUUCACACUUACACUUUUUAUG
Benincasa hispida (wax gourd) is the source of this 753-nucleotide messenger RNA. RefSeq lists its product as uncharacterized. Lineage: Eukaryota; Viridiplantae; Streptophyta; Magnoliopsida; Cucurbitales; Cucurbitaceae. The record is from RefSeq and is a predicted model, not a curated record.